Messenger RNA from Nilaparvata lugens (brown planthopper), 5744 nucleotides. Its product is annotated as 40-kDa huntingtin-associated protein. Lineage: Eukaryota; Metazoa; Arthropoda; Insecta; Hemiptera; Delphacidae. The coding region runs from base 135 to 1040 and encodes 301 amino acids. Gene Ontology annotation, cellular component: early endosome. Gene Ontology annotation, biological process: vesicle cytoskeletal trafficking. The transcript has 8 exons. The record is from RefSeq and is a predicted model, not a curated record.
AACGUGCUUGCUUUUCUGUAGGCCUAUUUGCUAUUUCCGUUUAUUCUGCCUUCUGUCGGUUCUGUCGGUUCUGUCUUGGCUUUCUGGACCCGGACCUGUAUAAAUUGAAAAUUGUAUAAUUUUGAAAUCUUAUAAUGGCAGACAUAGUUAUGGAUGAUUUUCUUGUACGAUAUAAAAACAUUUCAAACAAGCUGAAAAAGCGAUUUCUGCGAAAACCAAAUGUUUCUGAACCCAGUGAUCAAUUUGGUGCUCUGGGAAUGGAGUGUGAGCGCGGGGGAGUGGUGCAGUACGCGGGUCUGUGUCAGUUGGCGGUGGCGCGGUGCGAGAAGGAACUCGGCAACAGUAGCAAUGCAGCCUGGGCUCUGCGCACCGCGGGAAGGCACUUUCUCAUCGCCGACUCUCCUCCCUUCAUCGAACCUGUCUCUGAUCGUUUCGAGGGCGCCCUGGGCAGUUUCAGUGAAGCUAGUCGCCUGUGGCAGUCUGAUGUGGAGGUGCCGCUCAGUGCCGGUCUGAGCCUGGAGACAGGGGCGGCGCUCGAUCACGAUCCGCACCAGGCGGUCACUCACUACGCCAAGGCGGCCAGCCUGCUCUCUUCUUGUCCGCCACAACAGCUUCCCGCCCUCUGCCAGCUGCUUUCUUGUCGAAUAAAAGCAGGUGAUUAUGAAGGAGCAUUGAAUACAGCCAAUGAUUUGGCAGCUGCAGUUGAUAGUUCAACCUCGGUUCCUUUUGGCUUGUACUCGGACAUUCUCCUAAGGUGUGAAAUAACCAGAGUAUUGCUGGUUCUUCUGUUGCGACCACCUCCUUCAUGUUUAUCACCAGUGUUAUCGACUUUACUUGAGAAAUAUACAUGGCAGAAUCAACCCCCUGUAAAAUGGUUGGAUGAGCAGCUAUUUCUGCUGCUGCAGUCUCUGGUACUCGCCUGUCAAGCACAGGAUCACGAAGCACUUUGUGAAACUGAGGGCCAGCUGUGGAACCUGCUAGACAACGAACAGCAACAUCUGCUCAGCUGUUUGAUCAGGACAAUCACAACCAGCGGCUGAAGCGACUCAAACAAUCUGCACAAUGAUGGUACGAGUGACUCAAGGGUUGAAUAGUAUUCUCACGGAACUGUAUUGCUCCGUCUCCACGUGGACCGCCGUCUCGUUGGUGGAAGGGGUACAUAAUUUGCGUGGAAAAGAUCAGUUCCAAUCAAGCCACGACCAGAAUCACAUUAAAAACCCAGAGGUAGCCUCGGGCAUCGAGGGCUCAAAAUUAACGAGUUACAUGUGGUGAAAUAUAAUUGUAUAAAUUUUCAAAAUGUUUAAUUCGUCCGAUUUAGUGAAGUUAUUUAAACUAUUUUGAAUUGAGUAUGUUUUAGAUAGUUUAUUAUGAAUAACAUUGAAAUAAACAAAAUCAACGUAGUGUAGUGCAAAGUUUCAGUCGUGAUGAGAUUAAUAGUUUUAAAGAUAGUGAGUGCAAUUAUAUUUUCUAGCUCAUGCUAAAACCCCUUGAAUGACCGAGUCCCUAGAUUUAUACAUUAUUUGGAAUAGAAUAAAUGAGUAAAGCUCACGAUACCUUUGUUAACAAUUAGAAUCCCCGAUCAGUUAGCAAAAUCUAUAGGGCAGUUUUCUUGAGUUAUUGAAUGUACAAAGAAUUGUUACAGAUUAUUUAUUGUCAAAAUUUCUAGUAGUUAGUUCAGAUAAUAAAAUUUACAAUUCUAAAAAAUGCAAAAGUUUGUUAUAAAUGAAGUCGCAUGACUCGCCUUUAUUAUUUUAGAGAUUUUUCUACCCCCCAUUUGGGACGGUUAUAAAAAUUUAUCAAAAACAUUUUUUCUGAUUACCCUAUUAAUUUUUGAGAUGCAAGCGCUCAAAUUAUAAAUUUUUGGGACAGAAAAUUUUUAAUUCGGUAAGAGAUAAAUUUAUGACAUUUUUAGGAUGAUUUAUUCAUGGUAUUAUUGAUUGAAUUUUAAAAGAUGACUGAAAAUAACUCAAUCUUGAGUUAUUUUUGGUAAUUUUCUGAAAACUGAUAUUAUCCUAAAUAUCCAUGAAAUUAUCUAUUAUUAAUUAUUCAAGCACAGAUUAAUUGAAUUUUAUUUGUUUUAUCAAUUUCUCUCCAAGAUUGAUCAUUCUAUCACUGUAUAACUAAUCUCGUGUGUCAAUCUAUACAAUCUGCAUGUGUAUUGGAUCUACAUUACUAUUUGUCUAUCAAAACGCUUUAAAUAAUAUUAUAAUGUUAUCAAAUUUGGAAAAUAAAUUUAAAUUUUAUCCAAAUGAAGUAUUUCUUAUCAUGGUAUCAUUUGUUUUAGAUAAUCAUGAAUGCAUUUUUAUUAAUUAUAAUUUGUUUUACAGUAUUGAAUUAGAAUAGAGAGAAUUAUACAAUAUAAUUAAUCAUAAUAGAAAGUCCCACACAAAAGUAACUCACUACUUUCUUACCGUUGUAAGCCCCUUUCUUGGCUUAUAUUUAUUAUCCAGAAACUUGAAAGCGUCAUAGGCAAACCAAUUUCACAUAGGCUCACAUAAAUUUCAUCUCUUCCUGAAAAAAAGAAAUCUAGAAUGUAUGAAAAUAUGUAAAAUACCUACAAUUUAUGAGUGAUGGUACUGUAUACAUACAGUAAGUUGUAAAUACUUUCAAUAAUUUCACAAGUCCACAAAUUUAAAUUUACUAGAAAAACUAGAAUUACUUUGAGAACUUUAUCAUAGAAAAUUUCACAGUUCUGUCGAACCCAGACACAUUAUUUAUAUUCGGGGCUCUACCCUGAAUAACAAAAAUAAAACUAAUAAUAUAAUUUCUUAAAAAACCUUUUACUUUUUUCAAAAUUCAAAUAACAAAAAAACAUACCUAUUUAAGAAAAUUUAUUGAUUUUUAAAUUUUUCAAUAAUUCAAGUUCUAAUAUUAAUAUUUAUAGCUUUUGUGAAAGCUGAAUAAUAAUUAAAUAAAACAUAGUAGAUUCGUUGUGCAAAGCUGUGAAAGCUGAAUAAUAAUAUUAAUAGACUAAAAAUAAUAAUUUACUAAAACAGUAGAUUCGUCGUGCAAAAAAGGGACGAUGCGUUCGGGGGGAUUUGAACACGGGACGCAUGAAUGGAAUGUCAGAGCUCUAACCACUAGACCAUCAGUUACGAUGAAUUGAAGAAAGAAAUAUCGGUUACUCCAAGAAAUGCAUUGUUGACUUGUUGUCUACGCAAUUCUGUCUGGAGCAGUGUAAAAAUGUACGAACGGAAUUUACAAAAUAAACAUAUAGUAAUGUUUUAUUGAACAUAGAAUACUGUAUAUAAUUAUAUGAUUAGAGUUAAAUUUAGAAUUCAAAGCACAUUGAUUUAAUAUUUGAGAAAGCUAUAAUAUAAAUUUGGAAGUUUUAAAUCAUUACACAGGUUUCUUUGUAUUGAGGCUCAGAUCUUCAAUACAAUUCAACUGUCUUUGUCUCCUAUUAUAAAUAAUAAACUAGCUGUACUGAAAAUGUUUAUCAUACAAUAAAAAUUGAAUAAGAUUCUUCAUCAAUUUGUUUAAAUAAUUCAACUUACCUUUGCCGGUACUUCUGCUAUUUGUAAUUUUCAGUUUCUCUCGCCGGUAUGAAGAUUGAAGAUUUUGAAUUUUUUUUAAUGUCUUCUUUUGAAAUAUUAAACUCCUCUGAUAUUGCUCUCCAAGCAUCUUCCCUGUGUUGCUUUCUAAAAUGAAGCUUGUGGGAUGGAUCCCACAAAAUUGGUUUCUCACCAUACGAUUCUAUUAUUCUUAAAAGAACUUCUUCACUCCACUCCAUUUCGAACUGACCGCUUGAAAAAUGAACUAACCUCAAAAAUGUGAAAUGUUCAACCCAGCUGAUCGGGUGACAAAAUAUUAAAAUAAUCUUACCAGGUGAUUGCUGAGUAGCCUAAUAAUACAUUAGGUUAAUUAAUUAUAUGUUUAUAUAAUGAAUUGAUAAUAAAUAUUAUGAUUAUUGCAUUUAUUUUAAUAUUUUAUUAUAAAAUUUCAUUCUUGCCAGUGUUUCAAAAGGUGAAAGGCUUGGUUGGGAGUACGGCUUCUUUCUUCUAAAUGCUAAUAUGUCGGUACCUAUUAUAAUAAAUGCUUUUAUAACUUUAUAUUAUUUAAUUUAAUUAUUAAUUUUUAUAAUUUUAUUUGCUAACACAGAGAUCGUAGCUAUAUUAACAAACAUUACAAACAAAAACGUUGAACACGCAUGCUCAACUAUUGGUUCAUUCGACGUUCGACCUAGGAGCUUGCCAAGCGCGACCUCUGUUCUACACGCUCUUCUCGCGUUCCCCGGUCGAACCACUCUUGCACCCCGGUCGAUCAUCAAUCGCUCUGCUGGAGUGACGUUCGGUCUUGGAGCAGAACGAAAGUCUGUACGCACCUUAAGACUGACAAACAUAACCACAAAUACUCAAUUUACAGAAUCCUAAUCGAUUUUUCACUCUAUCGAUAGUUAGUGAUCGAUUUUGUGGAACAUCGUUGUUAUUUCACAUUUAACAGCUGACGAAACAGAUGAUUUAUUGUGUCACUCAUCCAUGAAUGACGUGGCUCUCUUAAACCAAGUCAACCUGGGGCCGCGUCAUUAAAAUUUGUAUGACACAUAAAAAUUUGAUAUUUUGAGGUUACAUCGCCACUAUGAUGAUAUCACUUAGUAAUAAUAUCAUUUCAAGUGUUAAAUUAUGUAAAUAAUUGAAAAAAAAGUUGUGGCCCCCAGUAAUAAAUCGUGUCCUGGGCUAUGGCAUCCAGUGAAACAAUAUUGUCAUUCAUUUAUGAAUGACUUGGCAGUCAAUGUGUUAUAUAAUUAAAAACUUUUACUUACUGACUGAAGUUUUUUCGAUCGUCUAGCAAUCAUUUUCAACACUGUUGAAAAUAUACUGCUCAGUUGUUGCUCCUUGAUACAAAUGAAAAUCAUACGCUAUUCCAUUGCUACCACAAACAACAUCUUUUAUCCCAUAUUUGCACGGUUUAUUCUUCAUGUAUUGACAAACGCUCAGCUGCCCUCCAAAUGGUAUCAUCUGCUCAUCUACACACAAUGCGGUUUGUAAUUAUUGCAGUUGCCUACUGCGGUUACAUACUGCAUCAUAUAGGGGACGUACUUUCCAGAAUCUGUCUUCUGGAUUCUCAUCUUCCAAGUUGUUCACAAAAUGAAUAUUCUUCCUCAGUUUGAAAUAACGGUUGAAUUAUUGUCUUGAAUCGACAUUUGAAGUCUAUCUUGAGGCCGCUCAGCUUCUGGGGCUCUGGCUCCCCAGGCUCCUCUUCAUUUUUAAUUAAUUAUUAUUUUAAACGUUCACUACGAAUCCAUACCGGUAUUAUGUUCAGAACGGACUUUAUAAGAUAUUUAGAACGGAAAUACGUAGUAUUUCAGAAUUGUUAAACUGUUAAUCAAUCGCCGUAUCUCAGCGCUGUUCAGUGUCUAAACUUCUCCAAUUCAAAUACACGAAACUUGAGUAUUCGCAAUAACUAGUAGGAAUUUAAAUCGCGAAAAUGAAAUCUUAUCUCUUUCAGGCACAGAAAAUCAGCUUGCUUUUUGUACCCUACAUGCACAGAAAAAUUUUUGCUCAGCUACUUGUGAAUAAACAUGUGAUUUCCAUCCAAUAUAGUCAGAGUAACAUGGGAAAAAUGUUAAAAAAUUUUUUACCUUCUAGUUAUUUAAAUAUGGGGAGGUUCAAAUUUCAGACCACAAUGCAGCAAGAGUGACAAUAUCAUUAUUGAAAAAUAACUUCAUGCAGAGUACUUAUACUUAGCUGUAGGGUUAUAGAAACACCUCAUUUACUCAUAGCUGAUAUUUAUUCCUUGAAUAC